Messenger RNA from Adineta steineri, 1329 nucleotides. The record is from the annotation of a GenBank genome assembly. NCBI's taxonomy places the organism in Eukaryota, Metazoa, Rotifera, Eurotatoria, Adinetida, Adinetidae.
AUGAUGACGUGUGAAGGUGAAAUUUUUGAUGUAGUUAUCAUUGGAUGUGGUCCUGCUGGAAUAGCAGCCGCACUUGAUUUUCAACUCAUAUCACCAUUAAAAUUUAUUCUACUUGAAGCUCGUAAUCGUGUUGGUGGUCGUGUUAUUACAGAUAGAACCACAUUUGGUACAAAUGCUCCUGUUGAUUUAGGUGCUCAAUGGUUACAUCAUUAUCGACCUGAAAAUCCUCUAUAUAAAUAUUUUCAAUUAUCAAAAGAUCAUCCUAAUUAUCACUUUAUUUUACGUUCAUCAACAACACCAUUCUUUGAUAUUGACGGUACAAAAAUUUCAUCUGAUAAAAUCGAUCAAGCAGAAGAGAUAUUCAAUCGAUUGUGUACAAAAAUAAAAGAUUCAUCAUCAUCCCUGACAAUAGAUAAAUCAAUAUUUGAUGUUAUUAAAAAUGAAUAUGAUAAUUGUACGAAUGAUUCUCAAAUAAAACGAUUAAUUGAUUUAUUUUUUGGUAUUAUUGAACAAUAUGAAGCAUCAAAUCUUGAUCAACUUUCAACUAAAUCCUAUUUAAAAGCUGAUAAUGACAUUCCUGAAUUUAAUUUAGCUAUACCAAAUGGUCUAGGUACAUUUAUUGAACAACUAGUUCAACAACAAAAACUACCUAUUGAAUUGAAUUGUAUUGUAACUUGUAUCGUUACUUCAUCAGUAGAUUCACUUGUUAAAAUAUAUACGAACGAUAAACGUAUAUUUUUAUGUAAAUAUGUUCUUGUUACAAUUCCACUUGGAUGUUUAAAAAAUCAUUCAGUUGAAUUUAUACCAAAAUUACCUGAAUGGAAACAAAAUGCAAUUGAUAGCAUGGGCGUUGGUAUAUCAAAUAAAAUUCUUAUUCAAUUUCCAUAUACUUUCUGGGAUUCGAAAGAUACUGCUAUAUUUUGUACAUCACGUCGAUUUCGUUUUAUUCUAUGUCGAUCUGAUGUUUGUUUACUUUAUAUUAAAGUGGCUGGUCAAGUUGCAUUAGAAAUCGAACAAAAGAAUGAUCAAGAAACAAUUGAUGAAAUAAUGAUUUUAUUACGGCGUAUUUUUUCAGAUAGAAAUGUACCUGAACCAAUUCAGUCUCUUAUAACAAAAUGGAAUCAAGAUCCAUUUUCUUAUGGUUCUUAUUCAAAUUUUGCUGUUGGUUCAGAUAAUCAAACAUUAAUUGAUCUUGCUAAAGAAUGUCAUGAACGAAUAUAUUGGGCUGGUGAACAUACGAAUUAUAAUGGAACAAUUGGUUGUGUUGAUAGUGCUUUUGAAAGUGGUCAUCGUGAAGCGAAACGAAUACUAGAGAAACUUAAACAGUAA